AUGCCAAAAAAUAAUUUAUACUCAUCAAUUCAAGAACAAAUUGAACUUGAUGAUAAAUUAUUUCCAGUAUUCAGUUUUUUUGAUCAAUCAGAAUAUUCAAUACAAGAUCUAUCGAAACAAACGUCCAAUUUAUUUUGGUUUCAACUUAUUAAUAAUAUUAUUUUACAAUUACCACAAAAUCAAUUAGCUAAAAAUGAAAUGAUCGAUUUAUGUCGUCAAUAUUAUCAAGACUUCAAAAUGAUUGAUGAAUUUGAACAUGAAUACCGUUCCGAGAAUGUUAUUCAAUGGUAUUUAAAAGGAUCAUUCCCUUAUAAAAUGAUAAAAAAAGCAUUGCAAACAAAAGAUAUGGAACAAUUGAAUAUAUUGAGAUAUUUCAUGAAUGAUCUUAUACAAAGUUUUACACGACAACAUCAAAAUAGGAUUCAAUAUGAAAAAGAAAAUCUCAUUAUUUAUCGAGGUAUCAAAUUAUCAAAUGAACAACUUAAUGAAUUUAGAAAAAAUAAAGGAAAACUUCUUUUAAUCCAUGGAUUUUUGACAGCAACUCGGUUUCGUUUAAAUGAAUUAAAUUUUGCUAGAAAAUCAAUAAAACCAACGGAUCUUGUUACUGCUGUGUUAGAAAUCGAGUGUAACCCACAAGAUUUUAACAAAUAUGUUAUCUCCACAGACAUAGAUAAAUAUAAUGAAUUUUUCUUUGAUUUAAGUGUUACAUUUCAUUUACACAAUAUUGAAUUUCAUGAAAAUGUUUGGAUUAUUAAAAUGAGUAUUUCCAAUGAAGGAAAAAUUAUUCUAGAGAAAUAUAUUGAAGAUACACGUCAUCAAACUGAAAAUCUAAGUAUUGAAAUUAUAUUCGGACGUCUCAUGUUAGAUAUGGGUCUAUGGGAUCAAUCACAAAAAUAUUUUGAACGUUUGUUAAUCGAUUCGAAUGAUAUAGAUGAAGCAUGGAUAGAACAUAGUCUUGGUGAAAUUCAUCGUUUGAAAAACGAAUGGAUUAUAGCACGUAAAUACUACGAUUGUGCUUAUGAUCGAAUGAUGGAUCCGAAACAAAUGCGUAUCAAAGAUUCAGCUCAAAUACUUUCCGACAUAGGAGAGAUUCUCUUUGCAGAAGCAAAGUUCGAAGAAGCCAUGGAUUUUCAUCAACGAGCAUUAACAAUUCGAAAAGAAUAUUAUUCUCCUGAUCAUGUACAUAUCGCAACUAGUCUGCGUAACAUUGGUGAGAUUUUUCAUAGACAAGACAAAUAUGAUGAAGCAUUUGUAUAUUUUCAAGAGGCACUUGCAAUUUCGGAGAAAUAUUAUAAUUAUUCCCAUAUUGAUAUUGCUAAGUGUUUGGUCUGUAUUGGAGUGUAUUUUCGUGAGCAAAAUAAUUACGAUAAAGCUCUCGAUUUUCAUCGACGAUCGAUAUCAAUCUACGAAAAAUACUAUCCUUGUGGUCAUGUAUGUGUCAUAUUGACACUCAAUACUAUUGCAGAUCUUCUUUAUCGACAAGAGAAAUAUGAUGAAGCUAUUGAUAUUCAUCAUCGAGCACUAACUAUGCAAAAGAAAUGUCAUCCAUUUGAUCGCAUUAAUCUCUCUCAUAAUUUGUGUACUAUUGGUAAUAUUAACUGUGGACAAGAAAAUUAUAAUUCUGCUUUAGAAUUCUAUCAACAAGCAUUAACAAUACAACAACAAUAUUAUACUUCUGGUCAUGUGGAUAUGAUAUGUCUUUUGAAUAAUAUUGGUACUGCUUUUAAUAGAUUAGGAAAGUUUGAUGAUGCAUUGAACUUUCAUCAUCAAGCACUUGCUAUGCAAGAGAAAUAUUAUCCAUCUUUUCAAGCUAGUAUUGCAUUAACAUUCAAUCGCAUCGGAGACGUUCUAAAUAGUCAAGCAAAAUACGAAGAAGCAUUAUACCAUUAUAAGCAAGCAUUGAUGAUGCAAAAGAGUUACUAUUCAUUGGGUCAUGCGAAUAUAGCUUCUACACUUCAAAACAUAGGUGAUGUUUUAUCCCAACAAGAAAAAUUUGAUGAAGCUCUGGAUUUCUAUCAGCAAGCAUUUGCAAUGCUCGAAAAAUGUUGUCCAUAUUCUCGUGAUCACAUCGCUUAUAGUUUGAUUCUUAUUGAUAAUAUUCUAAAUAAUCAAGAAAAGUUCGAUGAAGCCAUAGACCACUAUCAGAAAGCAUUGGAUAAUCAAAAGAAUUACUAUCACUCUGAUCAUUUCAAUAUUGCUGAUGCAUUUAACAACAUCGGUAAUGUACUUCGUCGUCAGGAGAAGUUUGAUGAAGCGAUGAAAUUUCAUAAAAAAGCAUUAGAAAUUCAAGAGAAAAAUUAUCCUUCAGGACAUAUUAACAUUGCUACAACGUUCAAUCAUAUCGGUUACGUACUGCAGGAUGAAAGGAAGUAUGAUGAGGCGUAUGAAUUUUUUCAACAAGCCCAUUCAUUACUUGUAAAAUUUGGAAACAGCUAUCCAUUGGAUCAAUUAUAUAUUGCUAAUAGUUUAAGCAAUAUUGGUAAUAUUCUAUAUUUACAAAAUAAGAAUCAAGAAGCUCUAGAAUAUCAACAACGUGCAUUAUCGAUCAAAGAAAAAUGUUUGCCAUCUGAUCAUAUCGAAAUUGCUACUAGUUACAUACAGAUUAGUCGUUUGUUACGUAGUCAAGGUAAAUAUGCUGAUGCAUAUGAGUUUCAACAACAAGCUCUAGCAAUUCAAGAAAAAUUCUAUCCAUCAAAUCAUCUAAAUAUAGCUGAUAGGUUUAAUGAAAUCGCAAAUAUUUUCUUCGAUCAAGAAAGAUACGACGAAGCCAUUAGUUUUUAUCAACGAGUAUUAGAAAUAAGAGAGACAUUCUAUUCUUCUGAUCAUGAUGCUAUUGCUACUAUGCUCAGUAACAUUGGCGAUACACUUCAAAAACAACGAAAAUAUGAUGAUGCACUCAAUUUUCAAAAGCAAGCACUCACAAUACGAGAAAUCAAUUGUCGUCCAUCAAACCGUCUACAUAUUGCUAGAAUAAUUAACAAUAUUGGUAUUAUUCUUGGAGAACAAGAAAAGUACAAUGAAUCUUUUGAUUACUAUCAACAAGCACUACUAAUCUGUGAAGAACUUAAUUCAUCUAAUUAUAACAAUACGAUUACUUGUCUUAUUAAUAUUGCUAAUUUACUUAGCGAUCAAAACAAAUAUGAUGAAGCACUCAUCUAUCAACAACGAGCAUUAGCAAUUCGAGAAGAACAUCAUUCAUCAGAUUAUGAACAAAUUGCAAAUGAUCUUACAAGUAUCGGGCAUUUUCGAGCACAUCUAAAAGAGUAUGAUAAAGCUCUCGAAGUCUAUCAACGAGUACUCUCCAUCAGAGAACAAUACUGUCCAUCUGAUCAAGUAGACAUUGCUAAUAGUCUACAACAUAUUAGUUAUGUUUUAGAGCAGCAAACAAAGUACGAUGAAGCCAUCGAAAUGAAGCAAAAAGCACUAAAAAUCUAUGAGAAAUUGUAUCCAAAUGAUCAUGGUAGUACAGGCUCGUGUCUUAAUUCAAUUGGAAGUAUUUUAUGCCAUCAAGAACAGUACGAUAAAGCGUUUGAAUUUCAAAAGCAAGCACUAGCAAUCAGAAAGAAAUGUAAUCCAUGUAGUCAUGCGGAUAUUGGAAGAACUCUCGGUGAUAUGGGUAGCACAAUGUAUCUACAAGCUAGAUAUAAUGAAGCUUUUGACUUCUAUGAAAAAGCAAUAGUACACUAUGAAAAAGAUUAUCCUUCUCGCUUUGGGGACAUGGCUACUACAUUGGGUAAUAUUAGUUUAAUUUUCAAAAUGCGAAGAAAUUACGACAAAGCUCUAGAUAUGCAACAUCGAGCAUUAAACAUUCGGAAGGAAAACAGUCCAUUUGAUCACUUCAUUAUUGCUAAAAAUCUUCACGAAAUAGGUGACAUACACUAUCAGCAAGAAAACUAUGACAAUGCUCUUGAUUUUUAUCAACAAGCACUAUCUAUAUUCGAAGAACAUUGUCCAAUGGAUCAUAUUGAAAUAGCUAAAUGUCUACAAUCAAUGGCAGUUAUUUGGAAUGCAAAGUCUAAUUUUGAUCGUGCUAUUGAAUAUUUUCAAAGAUGUCUAUGCAUUAGAGAAACAAGUUUACCUAUAAAUAAUCCUAUGAUUACUGAUACUCUAAUGUUUUUGGGUCAAAUACAAAGAAAUGGAAAUUAUCAUGAACUCUCUUUGACAUAUGAUAUCAAUUGCUGCUUGAUCCGUAUGAAAUUUCUGCCAGGCGAUCAAAUAGGAAUUGGUGAAAGUUGUGUUCGCAUUGGUGAGACUUAUGAACAUCUCAAUCAACCUAAAUUGGCGCUUGUUUAUUACAAACAAGCAUUAGCUGCCUAUGAGAAUUGUUUACCCGACGGGCAUGGAUAUCGAUUGAAUACGGAAUUCAAUAUAGAGCGACUCUCACAAGAAACAACGAUAUAA
Molecule: messenger RNA, 4401 nt
Organism: Rotaria sordida
Lineage: Eukaryota; Metazoa; Rotifera; Eurotatoria; Philodinida; Philodinidae
Source: the annotation of a GenBank genome assembly